AGGUGCUCCGUACAUUUCCCAACGGCGUCUUUCCUCUUUGUUCGUUAACUGCUACACCUGAGUCGGCUCGUGUGCUCCUCCAGACCACUGGACACUAAUUUGAGCUCUCAAAUAAUUUUCAUAACUAAAACAGGAUGUUUACAGGUCGUGGUUCUAGAGGAAUCAGUUACUCCAAAGUGCUCAUGAAAAAUGGGCCUUUGACAGCAGAAUUGACUGAAACAUUCAAACCACCAGCUGCCUUGAACAGUCCUUUCAAACAUGGUAUCAAAGAGAAGCCGGCACUGAAACCUGGUGCUCCUGUUAAGUCUGGAGUGCCACCCCAAACGCUGAUUAAAAGAUACAGGAAUGGUGAAACAAAUCCUGUCUCGCUGAUCCACCAGCUUGCCCAGAUUUAUGAGUUCCACCUGGAAAUGAAAGAAACUGUUGCCACAGGAAACUUACCAGGGACUUAUUUUGCCUUUUGUGUGGUGAUUGAUGGCUUUGAGUACAAAACUGGCCUGGGAAUAACCAAGAAAGAAGCUCGUUUUAAUGCGGCAACGCUUGCUCUGGAGGACUUGUUGCCUUCUUUCGAAAACCAGGAGUCUGUUCUUUCUGAAGCGUUGGACGUCCCCCCACUCCUGCCAGUUGAAGAAAAACCCUCCGUCAAUGACACCCAUCCUUCUCCAGCCAUUUAUGAAAGAAAGAAUCCAGUCAACCUUCAGAUUCUACAAGCUGUCAGCAAUCAGCUCACUAAACUGACGAGCAACCACCUGAAGUUCUCUAGCUGUACAAGCACAACAGCUGCUUUCAUCAUUCAGACUUCCAGUCAGUGUGAGGUGGUUGCUCUUGGCACUGGGGACUUCAAUGCUAAAGAAUGUUUGUCAGAAAAUGGACGGAUUGUCAACGAUUCACAUGCUGUUGUCACUGCAAGGAGGUCUCUGAUGAGGUAUCUGUACCGACACCUGCUGCUGUUUUACAGCAAAAAUGCCAGCCUGAAAGAGAAGUCUGUAUUUCAGCAUAGCAGCAGCAGCAGUAACCUCCUCAGUCUGAAAAGUGGGGUUGCUCUUCACCUUUAUGUGAACCAGUUGCCAAAAGGAGCUGCUCAGAUUCCCUCAAAGACACGUCUGAACCCUAAGUCUAUUUCGGCAUGGCAAGUCCGCAACGAGAUCAGCCUACACCAGGCAGUUGAGGGGAAGGUCUUCUCUGUUUUGUUAUCUGGACUUCAUCACUCUGCCUGCAACAUGGUCAGCAUGUCCACCACAGACAAGAUCACCCAGUGGCAGGUUCUGGGGUACCAAGGAGCGUUGCUCAGCCACUUUAUUGAACCCAUCUAUGUUCAAAGCAUCCUUGUAGGUGAUUCGCACUGUAGUGACAUCUCCAGAAUGAAGAUGUCUGUGAGCCAGCGUGUGGAUGGAAUCACCCCUGAGCUCCCCAUGUUCUACUGCAUGAUACGGCCCCAUAUCAGCCUGGUGCCUUCUGCCGUCACCUGUAGCUCAGGCAGCAGUCAGCUGACCUUUGGCUUCAACUGGAGUGAAGGAGACUGCUCAGUGGAAGUGGUGGAUGGACUCGAGGGAAAGACCACAGAAGAUUCUCCGUUUAAGAGUGGCCCUGCCCUUGCAAGCCGACUGUGUAAAGCAGCGAUGCUCCACCGCUUCAAGUUGGCGGCCAAGGAGGCUGAGAGGCAGGACCUGCGCACCACAAGAUCCUACAGAGAAGCAAAGAUGGUGGCAAAACCUUACCAGGAGGCCAAGAAUGUGCUGCGUGACCACUUGUGUAAGAAAGGGUAUGGUUCAUGGCUGAAAAAGGUCUCAGUUAGUGAAAACUUCAGUAUGUAAAUAAAGCCACAUCACAGAACACA
Messenger RNA from Nothobranchius furzeri (turquoise killifish), 1837 nucleotides. It is a transcript of the gene adad1, whose product is annotated as adenosine deaminase domain containing 1 (testis-specific). Gene Ontology annotation, biological process: adenosine to inosine editing; RNA processing. NCBI's taxonomy places the organism in Eukaryota, Metazoa, Chordata, Actinopteri, Cyprinodontiformes, Nothobranchiidae. Gene Ontology annotation, cellular component: cytoplasm; nucleolus. The record is from RefSeq and is a predicted model, not a curated record. Gene Ontology annotation, molecular function: double-stranded RNA binding; tRNA-specific adenosine deaminase activity; double-stranded RNA adenosine deaminase activity.